GUCAGCUCUGCCUGGAGAGACUGCACCCGUUCAGAACCUUUACCCCUAAUCCCUGCUUGGGCCAAGCCAGCACAGCCACUACCCCUGGGGACAGACCCCUUCAUGCUUUCAGCACACCAGGCUCCCGCCUAGACACAACACCAUGCAUUUCCUUGGCCCCUUGUUCCUGCUCCUCGAAUACUUGGCUUUUUCAAACUCAAGCACAUGGAACUUUGAGCACCCGGCCACCCUCUAUGCCUGGGAGGGAGCCUGUGUCUGGAUUCCCUGCCGCUACACAAUCCCAGGGUAUGGAAUGGUCCUGGAAAACCUGACUGUGUACCAGAAUUAUGUGUUUGACGACAAGACCAAGGGCUACAAUGGGACAAUCCUCUAUGAGAGUACAAAGUCACAGAUGCCUGUCUCUCCGGAAAGAGUGAAAUUCCUGGGAGACAACAAAUCCAACUGCACCCUUCGCAUCCACCCUGUAAAAGCCCAAGACAACGGUCAGCUGGGGCUGAGGAUGACAUCGAAGAGUGGAAAGUGGAUGGAGAAAAUAGUCCUCAACGUCUCCAAGACGGCUCCUCCACCUCGCAUUGAGCUCCCUCCAGAAAUCUGGGAGUCCCAAGAUGUUACUCUGACCUGCAUGCUGAAUUUUGCCUGCUUUGAGUACCAGAUCAAGUUCCGGUGGCUCCUGGAAGAGUCACGUCAACAUCCCUCUGUCCCCUUGACUUCCCUGACCACCAAGACUAUCUUCACCCAGAGCCAGCUCACAUUGCAGCCACAGUGGACUCACCAUGGCAAGAAGCUGACCUGCCAGGUCUGGAAUGACACAGAAGAUGGGCUGCUCUCUCAGGAAACGGUGCGGCUAGAUGUGAAGCACUCCCCAAAGUUGGAGGUUAGUCCCAAAGAAGUCAAUGUAACAGAGGAUGACCCGGUGACCAUGACGUGCCAGGUCAUCAGCAGCUACCCAGAGUACCAGACUCUUUCCUGGCUCAAGGAUGGAAUCCCCAUGACAGAGCAGGAGACACUGCAGAGGGAGCAGAAGAUUCUCAAGCUAACUCUGCCUAAAGUGACCAAACAGAUGCGUGGAAAGUAUCACUGCCAGGCCCGCAACGAUGUGGGCUCAGCAACAUCAGAAGUGGUCCUCCAAGUGCACUAUGCUCCAGAACCUUCCAGGGUUCAGAUCUUCUCCUCACCAGCUAAGGAGGGAACUAGUGUAAAGCUGACUUGUAUAUCACAGGCCAAUCCUCCUCCAACCAAUUAUACCUGGUAUCACAAUAGCAAUGAAGUGUGGAGAGGGACAGAUGAGACCUUCGAGAUCCCACAGGUCCGCCUCAGGCACGCUGGGAAUUAUUACUGCAUAGCACAAAACAGUAUUGGUCGUGGACACGUUGACCAGGAUGCUGAGUUGGAUGUCCAAUAUUCCCCCAAGGAGGUAACCAUGGUGAUUCAAAAUCCUACACCAAUUCGAGAAGGAGACAAUGUGACCCUGUUCUGUAACUAUAAUUCCAGUAACCCUAGCGUUACCAGAUAUGAAUGGAGUCCCCACGGCUCCUGGAAAGAGCUAGUACCUGGGGUGCUAAGGAUUCAAAAAGUUGCCUGGAAUGCCAUGCCAUUCACCUGUGCAGCCUGUAACCUGUGGUGUUCGUGGGCUCAACCUGUCAGCCUGCAGGUCCAGUAUGCCCCCAGAGAUGUCAAGGUCCUGUGGAUUGGCCCCCGUUCUGAGAUUCACUCCGGACACGCAGUCCUCCUCCGAUGUAACUUCUCUAGCAGCCGUCCCACGGACGUCCACUUCUUCUGGAAGAAGAAUGGGAUCUUUCUGAAGGAAGGAAGGGAACUGAGCUUUGGCUCCAUCUCCCCGGAAGAUGCUGGAAGUUACAGCUGCGUGGUCAGCAACUCCAUAGGACAGAGCACAUCCGAGGCCUUGGUGCUCCCAGUGCUGUAUGCACCUAGGAGGCUACGGGUGUCCAUUAGCCCUAAAGACAGUGUGAUGGAGGGGAAGAAAGCAGUCCUGACGUGUGAGAGUGAUGCCAACCCUCCCAUCUCCCACUACACCUGGUUUGACUGGAAUAACCAGAACCUCCACCAUGAUCAUCAGAAGCUGAGAUUGGAUCCUGUGAAGGUCCAGCACUCAGGCGCCUAUUGGUGCCAGGGGGGCAACCGACUGGGUGUGGACCGGUCGCCCCCUAGCACCCUCACUGUCUACUAUAGCCCACAGACCAUCAGCCGGCGAGUGGCCCUGGGACUGGGGCUGUGCCUGGUCAUCCUCUUCCUGGCAUUCCUGGGAGUCAGGUUUCAGGGAAGCUGGAAGAGGAUUCAGAGCCAGCAAGGGCCUCAGGAAAAUUCCAGUGGGCAGAGCUUCUUUGUGAGGAAUAACAAGAUUAGAAGAGCCCCCCUCCCUGAAGGCCCCCAGUCCCUGGGCUGCUACAAUCCGAUGGUGGAAGAUUCCAUCAGCUAUGCGACGCUGCGCUUCCCUGUCGGCGAGACGGACCCACCGAGGAUUGGGGAUGCAGGGACCCCAGAGGUGCACAGACCUUCCCUAAACAGGGACAACACGGUCACUUACUCGGUGGUGCAGAAGCCUCGAGUGGGCGACUAUGAGAACGUGAUUCCAGAUGUUCCAGAAGACGAUGGGAUACAUUACUCGGAGCUGGUUCAUUUGGGGCUUGGGGAGCGGCCUCUGAGACAGGAAGGAGUGGAGUACGUGACCCUAAAGCACUAAUGGAUCCAAGUGGCUGUGCUGGAGGUGCCUAGGGGCUGUCGGGUAUAGUCAUGUCGCCUGCAGUCACUGUUGCUCAGUUGAGAAGUUACACAACCUCUCCUUACACACACACACACACACACACACACACACACACACACACACACACAUGCACAUACGUGCGUACACACACAAUUACUGCACCCCAGUCGGUACAGAGAACUUUGGACAUGAGACAGUCUUCCCUCUCAGCAUUGUAACCUCAACCAUCCAAAAGGCCUGGCCCUGUCCUGUCCCACGCUCCUUCCGUCCCAGAAAAUCAUCUGAACACCUAGCCUGCACUGUACAAAUCCCCCUGCUCCUCCCCAACCGUCUGCCACCACCCACCCCCUCCAACACCCGCCCCCAGCUGUCUGUACCCCUGUGGAGAUCAGCUGGUCGCUAGCUUUUCCUCUUUCCCUCCCCAUCUCCUUAACACCCCACCCAUCCGCCCCACUCUAAGAGCCCCACUCACUAAUCUUAUGCCUAAUCUAUCUGGAGCAAUGUCCAGAGAAAGGAACAGAAAUGAGGUAGAAAGAGGAACUACCUGGCCCUGACUUCUCUCUAUGUCAGCGAGGCAUUCCACGGAGAGGACCACGCGGCUGCAGCCCACCUUCAGGGGCUGGUGGUGUGAGACAUACACCUGUGUGAACAAACAUGUAACAAGCACGGAGUUGCACAAUAAAAAUGUCUUGGUAUUAUUUCAAAGAAUCAGUGAGCUAAUUCUGGUCUGUGGUAUCAGAGGAGGACAGAGAUGUGGGAUGGCCUCAUGAAUGGGGCUUAAGGAAAAGGGACAGGAGUCAAGGUAAUUUCAUGAUUAAAUCAGCAGACUGAAAAGUCUGUUAUCUUGUUGCAAAGAGCCCACUGUUGCCCCCUCUGUCUGCCCCCUCUAGCCAAGCCAUCUUGGGCGAAGUUCAUCUGCUUAUUUGAGCCUCAGUUUUUGUGCAGGUGGUUCAGUGUAGGAAGUGCUGUAUAAUUUACAUUGCUUGAGUCCCGUUAUGAGAAGCCUUAUGCAAUAGCCAAAAGUCCCUGAAACCAAAGUCCCGUCUUAUUUGCAUCUCUUGAAGAAUGCAAAAAGGGGAAGCCAACCCGUUACUCCCAGCUAUUCUCAAGAGUGACCCUGCCAAGUUCCUUUACAAUCCAAGCUGUCUAAGAGCUCCUCGAAGGCCUGCUGCCCUGAGAAACCUUAGCUUUUCUACCUCCCGCAGUCGCCCCACCAGUUCCCUAUCGCAUUUGCUAAUUCUGACUUUCCAGUAGGUCCUUGCAACUUCCCUCCAUUUGUCAGGUUUGAUCUCUCCCCUCCCAUUCUCCUGCUUAUGCCAACGGGCAAAGGCCCAUUCUCCAUAGGAGCAAGAACGUGUGGUUAAUCCACCUCUCUUCCCUGUCCCCUUUCCUGUCUGCUCAAUACCUGAAAGCUCUCAAAGAGAAGAGGAGGUUCUGCUCAUCCUCACAAUUACACAGAGU
This is a messenger RNA of Myotis daubentonii (Daubenton's bat), 4183 nucleotides long. It is a transcript of the gene CD22, whose product is annotated as CD22 molecule. Gene Ontology annotation, molecular function: protein phosphatase binding; sialic acid binding; CD4 receptor binding. Gene Ontology annotation, cellular component: recycling endosome; external side of plasma membrane; extracellular exosome. The transcript is spliced from 14 exons. Gene Ontology annotation, biological process: negative regulation of B cell receptor signaling pathway; B cell activation; regulation of B cell proliferation. The coding region runs from base 143 to 2701 and encodes 852 amino acids. The record is from RefSeq and is a predicted model, not a curated record. NCBI's taxonomy places the organism in Eukaryota, Metazoa, Chordata, Mammalia, Chiroptera, Vespertilionidae.